Acanthosepion pharaonis is the source of this 1140-nucleotide messenger RNA. NCBI's taxonomy places the organism in Eukaryota, Metazoa, Mollusca, Cephalopoda, Sepiida, Sepiidae. The record is from the annotation of a GenBank genome assembly.
AUGAACGAAUCAACCUUCUUUUUAUAUUUUCCUUCUCUUACAUCUCACUCUAUUUUCCUUCUCUUUCAUUUUCCUCUGUUUUCCUUCUCUUACAUCUCCCUCUGUUUUCCUUCUCUUACAUCUUCCUCUGGUUUCCUUCUUUUACAUCUCCCUCUGUUUUCCUUCUCUUUCAUUUCCCUCUAUUUUCCUUCUCUUUCAUUUCCCUCUAUUUUCCUUCUCUUACAUCUCACUCUGUUUUCCUUCUCUUACAUCUUCCUCUGGUUUCCUUCUUUUACAUCUCCCUCUGUUUUCCUUCUCUUUCAUUUCCCUCUAUUUUCCUUCUCUUACAUCUCCCUCUGUUUUCCUUCUCUUACAUCUUCCUCUGGUUUCCUUCUUUUACAUCUCCCUCUGUUUUCCUUCUCUUUCAUUUCUCUCUAUUUUCCUUCUCUUUCAUUUCCCUCUGUUUUCCUUCUCUUAUAUCUUCCUCUGGUUUCCUUCUUUUACAUCUCCCUCUGUUUUCCUUCUCUUUCAUUUCUCUCUAUUUUCCUUCUCUUACAUCUCCCUCUGUUUUCCUUCUCUUACAUCUUCCUCUGGUUUCCUUCUUUUACAUCUCCCUCUGUUUUCCUUCUCUUUCAUUUCUCUCUAUUUUCCUUCUCUUUCAUUUCCCUCUGUUUUCCUUCUCUUACAUCUUCCUCUGGUUUCCUUCUCGUUCAUUUCCCUCUGUUUUCCUUCUCUUUCAUUUCCCUCUGUUUUCCUUCUCUUACAUCUCCCUCUGUUUUCCUUCUCUUACAUCUUCCUCUGGUUUCCUUCUUUUACAUCUCCCUCUGUUUUCCUUCUAUUUCAUUUCUCUCUAUUUUCCUUCUCUUUCAUUUCCCUCUGUUUUCCUUCUCUUACAUCUUCCUCUGUUUUCCUUCUCUUACAUACUCCUCUCCUUUUUUCUUUAUCUUUCUUCUCUUUCAACAUAUUCUUUGCUUCUUGAUUUUCUUCUCUUACAUCCUCGUUUCUUUUUCCUUCUUUUUCCUUCUCUUCGUCAUUUUUCUGGACUUUUUUCUUUUUCCACCGACUAGUCCUCUUCUUCGUAUUUCCUUCUUUCCCCUUUACUCAUUUUCUUUUCUUUUAUUCGUUUAUUUUAUUCUUACUUUCCCAACCCUUUUUUUUUAA